Messenger RNA from Triticum turgidum subsp. durum (durum wheat), 810 nucleotides. The record is from the annotation of a GenBank genome assembly. Lineage: Eukaryota; Viridiplantae; Streptophyta; Magnoliopsida; Poales; Poaceae.
AUGGCUUAUUGGAAUUGGAAUUGGGAAGAAGAUGGUUUCCGUUUUGUUGUGUGCAAUCCCGUCACGGGGAGGUGGGUGGAGCUGCCCCAUUCAACACGGACGCCGGAAAACAGAUUUAGCUGUACCGCAGGUCUGGCUUUUGAUCCUGCGGUCUCAUCCCAUUUCUACGUUCUUCACUUCGAGCAGAUCUUUCUAGGAUCUUACAUCACAGCAGUGAACAUCUACUCGUCGCGGACAGGAGCCUGGAGUCACAGCCAUAGAGGGAUGGUUGAGAAAGUGAUACUCUGCUCCUUUAGCAAGUAUGUGUUUGUUUGUGGUAUGAUGUACACGGUUGGCAGCCUGAACGACAAGCAUGAGUAUGUGCUGCUGGGGGUGGACAUGGAGGGGAAAGUGUGGAAGACUAUCCGCAUGCCGAACGGUCCAGGAAUUGGUGCAAUUGGAUUGUCGCAGGGGUGCUUACACUAUUCUGUAGAUUCCGUGGUUCCCAUCGAUGAUAACAAUGAAAGCCCAGUCUCUGAGAUAACACUAUGGUGCCUCAAGGAUCAUGACAGCAAGGAAUUAGUGCUGAAGCAUACCGCCAACACCAAUAAGCUUGUGAGCAUGACUGGGAAGAAGUACAGAGUGGUUGAGAUUCAUCCGCAUUGUGACACCAUUUUCCUGGUUACAUGUGGAGGUGAUACCUUGGUGGCAUAUGAUAUGCGGCAUCAGAAAGUUGGAUGUAUCCUUAAUCUUGAGAAAGACUGUAUACAAAAAUUUCUACCUUAUGUUCCUCUGUUCCAAAAACCAUUAGCAGAGGUUGACGAGCAGUAG